AUGGGAUUACACGAAACUGAUAUGCAAAGCCUUGUGUUCUUGAUUCUCUUUACUUUCUUGUUUCUUCUAUCCUUCUCAGGAUCUGUUGAUGCAUACAAGAACUACACUGUGGGUGAUUCUUUGGGAUGGUAUGACAAUAUUGAAAAGCCUAAUGUUGAUUACCAAAAGUGGGCUUCUACCAAGAACUUCAACCUGGGAGAUUUCCUCAUUUUCAACACAGACAACAAUCAUUCAGUCAUCCAAACAUACAAUUUCACAACCUACAAACUCUGUGAUUAUGAGGAUGCCCUGGACAAUGACACAAUCCAAUGGUCAUCUGAUGAUCCAUCAUCCACCACACCACACCCUGUUUCUGUUGCAGUUCCUCUUGUCAAAGUGGGAAUGAAUUAUUUUUUCUCAAGUGAUUAUGAUGGAUGGCAAUGCCAAAAAGAGCAGCAUUUUAAGAUUAAUGUGACUUAUGGCCAAGGAUUACCUCCAAGUUUAAAGACGCCGUCUAACGAUUCUCCAGCCCCGAUCAGCCCAGAAUCCGGCGACGACGAGUCGGCUCCGGAAACGUUGGUUCCAUCUAAUUUUGAUAAUCCUAAGGAUACCAGUGAUGAUACAGAAGAACCAUCUCAAUGUGUUCCUCUAUUUGCUUUUUCAAGAGUCUUUGGCGUUCAAUUGAGUGCAGUUAUAGUUUUGCUAGGACUUUUCUGUAUUUAUUGA
Molecule: messenger RNA, 705 nt
Organism: Fraxinus pennsylvanica
Lineage: Eukaryota; Viridiplantae; Streptophyta; Magnoliopsida; Lamiales; Oleaceae
Source: the annotation of a GenBank genome assembly